AUCUCAAGUCAGAUCUCUCUCUUCUUCUUUUGUUUCAUCUUCACUAAAUAAGGCUGCUGGAUAAUCUUUGAGUAAUAAAGAUUUUUUCUUUUUUCUUUUUUCCAUCGAUGAUCGUAAGUUUUCUUGAGAUGUUCCCCAACCCAAGCACGAGUUAUGGAAAUUUAUCAGCACAAGUUGCAGCAAUUCAACACCCUUAAUUGUUAGAAUUUUAAUCUACACUUACUAAAGAUUCAUUACUAGAAGGAAGAGGAAUCGCAAUUUGAAUGGAUUAGGCCACUAAAAAUUGAUAUGGGUACCCAACUUAGUACCUGUAUAAUUCUUCAAGUCUAUGGGAAAAUGAUGGGUGCAGACCUCUUUCUCUCUCACUAUUUCCUAGGAAGGGCUGUGGAAGAAGGUGUGUCCUAGAAUUAGAUUUUUUGUUUGGAAGCGCAUUGUUCUAUUGGUGGACGGUCUGUAUUCAUUUUCCUCAUUUGCUGCUUUCUGGUCUUGAAUCAUCACUUUCCUCAGUCAGUAGUCUAGUAUACAGCAGGAGGCUAUAACAGAUGCUUCCGUUUUGGAAUGCAAUUGGCGUUCAUGAGGACUUUUGUUGAACAUGAGGACGGCAAUACCAUUGCUUUCAUCAAGUAGCUUAUCUCUGCAUCAGCUAGGUUUAGUACUACAAAAAUGUAUGAAAGUGAAGGCAUUGCCACAGGGCAAGCAAGUACAUGCCUUGCUGCUGACUAAUGGGAUUGAUAGGAAUGCUGACGAUUCAUUGAAAUCCAAGCUUGUAGGUGUAUACGCAGGUUGUGGGGAUGUGAGGUCAGCAAGGAUCGUGUUCGAGCAAACUCAAAACCCAAGUUUGUUUGCAUUGAAUUGGAUGAUUUUGGCCUCGGCAUUUAAUGGGAGCUAUGAAGAGGCAAUAGGGUACUUCUCUUUGUUGCAGGAAUUAAGAAAUGUACCCAAUAAGUUCACUUUUUCCAUAGUCCUCAAGGUUUGUGUUGGUUUGAUGGAAGUGCAAAAAGGAAAGGAAGCUCAUGCUGUGAUAAAAAAAUUGGGGUUUGAGUCUGAUGUAUCUGUGGGAAAUGCUCUGGUUGACAUGUAUUGCAAAUGUGGAAGAGUGGAUUAUGCCCGCAAACUUUUUGAUAGAAUGAUUGGAAGAGAUGUUGCUGCUUGGACAUCAAUGAUUUGUGGGUAUUCUUAUAUUGGGAAGCUGGAAGAAUCACUUGUUUUGUUUGAGCGGAUGAAGUUCGAAGGAUUGGAACCAAAUGACUUCACAUGGAAUGUUGUGAUAGCUGGUUAUGCUCGGAGGGGAGAUGGCGAUGGAAUUUUAAAUCUAUUUUCUAGAAUGAAUCAAGAAGGGUUGAUUCCCGAUUUGGUCACUUGGAAUGCAAUAAUUUCAGGUUUUGCUCAAAGCAACCAACCCACUGAGGCAAUAAGAUUGUUUAGGAAUAUGUUAGCUAUUGGGAUUAAGCCUAAUCACGUGACUGUCACGGGACUGUUACCAGCAUGUGGGUUGAUAGGUUCAAUUCGCAGAGGGAAAGAAGUCCAUUGCCUGAUUUAUAGGAUGGAGCUUCAUAUCAAUGUCUAUGUUGCCACUGCUCUUGUGGACGUAUACUCCAAAUGUGGGAGCGUUAAAGAUGCUUGGAAUGUGUUUGAUUGGGCUCCUGUUAAGAAUGUCACAUUGUGGAAUGCUAUGAUCGGAUGUUAUGGGAAGCAUGGGAUGGCUGAGUCCUCAAUCCAAUUGUUUGAGAGAAUGCAAAAAGAAGGAAUCCAUGCAAAUCAAAUUACUUUGACUUGUGUUCUUUCCGCUUGUAGCCAUGGUGGUUUAGUUGAGAUUGGCUUGAAGAUUCUUAGAUCCAUGAAAGAAACGUACCGAGUACAGGUCAGUAAGGAGCAUUAUGCUUGUGUUGUUGAUCUCCUCUGCCGUUCCGGAAGGAUUGUAGAAGCUUAUGAACUAGUGAAGGGGAUCUCAAUAGGAGUCACUGAUUCUAUCAUUGGUGCUUUCUUCAAUGGGUGUAUAAUCCAUGGAAGAAGAGAUUUGGCUAAAAAGAUGGCUGAGGAGAUUUUGAAGACUGAGCUGAACAAACCUGGAGGUUUUGUGACACUAUCAAAUAUUUAUGCUGUUAGUGGAGAGUGGGAAGCAGUUGAAAAUGUGAGGCAGUUGAUGAAGGAGAAGAGGAUACUUAAAAUGCCUGGUUUCAGUAGGGUUGAGAAGAGGGAUGGGUUUGCUGAUUUGGGCAUGGAACAAGAAGGGGAUACAGUUGGAAUGGAAGCAGCUAAACACGGAUAAGAAUGCUUCAAAUGCUGGUUUUGACUUUUGCACUAGUCACAGAAGGAAAUAUAUAAUUUGAGCUCUUCAAAUUUAGAUGAGCAGCAUUGUUGAGAUUUUUUGAACUUCUGAAUAAAUUUUAAAAAUUGAGAUGUCUUAUGUUCAAAA
Molecule: messenger RNA, 2416 nt
Organism: Malania oleifera
Lineage: Eukaryota; Viridiplantae; Streptophyta; Magnoliopsida; Santalales; Ximeniaceae
Product: pentatricopeptide repeat-containing protein At5g59600-like
Exons: 1
Coding region: 593-2269 (558 amino acids)
Biological process (GO): RNA modification
Molecular function (GO): protein binding; RNA binding
Source: RefSeq, a predicted model, not a curated record